AUGAAGAAAGCUGCACCUGCUGCAAACGCUGCCCGAGACGCCGGAUCUCACGAUCAUAUGCUCCAAGGAGGGCAUGCAAUCAUGAAAGACGACCCGGAGGACUUCAAUGCUCCCAAGCUUUCCGAGAACAUGUCGAAGCAGACUGGCCUUGGGGGAUCCAAGCAGGGCAACUUGCUAGGCGGCCCCAGCACAGGCGAUAUGAUGAAUACGGCCACGUAA
Molecule: messenger RNA, 219 nt
Organism: Trichoderma breve
Lineage: Eukaryota; Fungi; Ascomycota; Sordariomycetes; Hypocreales; Hypocreaceae
Exons: 2
Coding region: 1-219 (72 amino acids)
Source: RefSeq, a predicted model, not a curated record